AUGGAGAAAUAUUGUGCAACGUGGUCAUGCACUCCCUAUGCAAACAAGAAGCUUAAUGCUGCAUAUGAGGAUGCCCAGAGAGUUGCUGAUGGCUGCCCCAUCUUCCUCUUCUUUUUUGUUGUUGGGAGUGGCCAGUUCUGUGGUAUGGCAGAAAUGACCGGCACAGUGGAUUUCCACAGAGAUAUGGAUUUCGGGCUGCGGCAUAAACGGAGUGGAAGCUUUCCGGUGAAGUGGCACAUCAUAAAGGAUUUGGCAAACUUGAAUUUUUUUAAGCUCACCAUAUUGCACAACAAUGACAACAGAGACAUACAAAGGAUAAGUUGGAAGAGAGGUCUGCGGAUGCUCAACCUAUUCAAGCGUCGUACGUCGUCAACGACACCCCUACUCGAUGUCUUUAUGCAGGAAGAGGUAUAUAGGUAAAUGCUGUGAUGAGAGGAGGUUUAUGAGAUGUGAAGGUGGAUUUGAUUUUGGAUGGUUUGUGUUUUUGUUUGAAAUGUUGUUGACAAAGUCCCUUGGUGAUCACUCUGAAAUCUCUAUAAUACUAGUAUAAUAAAGGAUGUUUUCCCCUCUA
Molecule: messenger RNA, 571 nt
Organism: Salvia miltiorrhiza (redroot sage)
Lineage: Eukaryota; Viridiplantae; Streptophyta; Magnoliopsida; Lamiales; Lamiaceae
Product: YTH domain-containing protein ECT2-like
Exons: 4
Coding region: 1-420 (139 amino acids)
Biological process (GO): mRNA destabilization
Cellular component (GO): cytoplasm
Molecular function (GO): mRNA binding
Source: RefSeq, a predicted model, not a curated record